AUGGAACCCACUGAUUCUUCCAAACACCAACUCGGAGCUUCCACAACCGCCGCUCUCGACGAAGAUCAUCAUCCCUCUUUUCUCGGCAUCGAUCUCAACGAAAUCCCUACCGGCGCUGGUUGCACCUCUGUCCACCAUGACGACGGAGACUAUGAGCCUGUUGAAGUCGUUAGGUCGAUUCACGAUAACCCCGACCCUGCUCCCGGCGCCCCUGCCGACGUCCCUGGCCCCGAUCGGGAUGCCGCGUGCGGCGCCUGUGGAAGGCCCGAGUCGAUUGAGCUCGUUGCUGUCUGCGACGCUUGUGAGCGAGGCUUUCAUCUCUGCUGUGUUAACGACGGAGUGGAGGCGGCUCCUUCCGUUGAUUGGAUGUGCAGAGACUGUGUUACCGGCGGCGAGAGGAGCAAGCUGUGGCCGUUGGGGGUGAAGUCCAAGCUCAUCCUUGAUAUGAACGCCUCGCCGCCUAGUGAUGCCGAGGGAUACGGAGGCGAGGAUACAUCAGAUUCGAGAAGGCAUAUGCUGGCCAGCACUUCUUGCAUGGACAACUCUCUUGAGUAUUCAAUGACGCAUUCAAGCUCUUUGAACCCUGGUAGAGGACAUGCUACUCUCGAAGCUUCAGGGAUGAUGUCUCGCAAUAUUAAAAUGACUGUGGAUGCAUUGGAUUCGCGUUCUUUAGGUUUUGGUUUUCCAUUAAGCCUGAGCAACAGUAGUUUCCCCAUUAGAUUUCCAUCCGUGGAUCCAAGCGAGCUCUUGCUGCACAAUCUCAGGCGUUUCAUAUCUGAAAGGCACGGAGUAUUAGAAGAUGGUUGGCAUGUCGAAUUUAAACAACCUUUAAAUGACUAUCAUCUGUGUGCUGUGUAUUGUGCUCCGAAUGGAAACACAUUUGGUUCAAUACAAGAUGUUGCUUGUUAUCUGGGCUUGGCAGUUAAUGAUAACUAUAGCUGUAUGGAUGCUGAAAUCAGGAAUGGGAGUUCUCUUCUUCAAGAAAAAUUGCAUAUGUCCAAGAGAAGAAAGACUUCGAGAUGGCCAAACAAUGGUUUCCCCGAGCAAAAGGGUAGUUCAAGGAAUGCUCAGCGCAGGCGUUUUCCAUUCUGUGGUCAGACGAGGACCACUUUCGACGUUUCACCUGGUACUCUUUUUCAGGCUGGUGAAUCGCUUAGCUCUGAGAAUAAUGGAUGCGGUUGUGAAGAAGCUAAUAAAGGACUUCCGAUGCAGUUUGGAGAUUUCUUUGUGCUGUCGCUUGGACGAAUUGACACAAGACAGUCUUACCACAAUGUCAACAUGAUUUAUCCUAUAGGAUAUAAGUCCUGCUGGCAUGAUAAGAUCACAGGGUCUUUAUUUACAAGCGAGGUAUCUGAUGGCAGUUCUGGACCUGUCUUCAAGGUUACACGGUCACCAUGCUCUAAAUCAUUUAUUCCAAUUGGAUCACUUGUCUUAUCCUGCCCAAAGAUUGAUGAAAUGGUGGAACAGAACAUUGGCAACCGAAGUAAUCGCAGAGAUAGUCCUCAAGAGCAUGACGAAGACACUGUUGAGAUCCUUCUUUCAGAUCUGUCCCCACCUCUUGAAGAUGAUAUAUUGUCUUGUUUACGUGAGAAGAACUUAUCCAAGACAUUAAAGUGCCUGCGCUCGGAAGUUGGUUCUUCUCAAGUAGACUUUCAUAAAACUUCAUCCUAUAAUCAGGAGAGUGAGGUUGAUAUUGGCGAUAUUGUUGUGGAAGAAGAUUCAUUGUCUGUUGCAUGGAAAAAGGUUUCUCAAAAACUUGUUGAUGCAUGUUCCAAUGUCCUGAAGCAUAAGGGAACCAUGAGCUUCCGUUGCAAGCAUGUUGACAGAGAAACAAGGGAAAUCAACUGGGAUAUGAUAAAUGAGCAAGACAGUGUAGUUUUAUAUUUGUCAAGGUUUUUCUGUUCUUUGGCUCCUCGCAUUGCUAUAUGUGGUGAAAAGGAUAAUAGCAAGAUUGCAACUCUAGUUAGUGCUUUGUCAACGUGGCUGGAUCAAAGUAGAUUUGGACUUGAUGCUGAUUUUGUACAAGAAUUGAUUGAACGUAUGCCUGGUGCCGAAUCAUGUUCAGAUUAUAGUUUUCUGAAGAGUAGAAUAUCUUCUGUAACUGUAGCAGAAGGUGCGCUAGUUGUCGAACCAAAAGGUGGAGACAAUAUAAAGGGAGAAGUUUUUGGUGAGAUUACUCGGAAAGCGAAGAGGCCUAAACUAAAUGGUGGUCAUGGUUUCAGAAAUCCACACCCUCCUCCCGGUAGGCCUAUGUGUUUGAGGCUUCCUCCUGGGCGUGUUGGUGACUUCCUUCAGCUAUCUGAAGUUUUAUGGCGUUUCCGUGAAAUUUUGGGUUUGGGAGAGUCUUUCUUACCUGAGAAGCUUGAAAAGGAGCUUGUCAAUCCAGUGCUCGAUGGUUUGCUUCUUGACAAAUCUGGGAAAGAAGCCAACAGAAGUGAGAUGAACCUUAGUGAUAAGGAUUGUAGAGUUACUGAAAUUUUUUCUGUGUUCGAUGAUAGUCAACCCUUUUCUUCGGAAAAUACCUCUGCUUCUGUACUAAAGGAGACAAAAGUAGGAGAUUCUCGUUGGCCGUGCUUGGGUGCACUUCUAACAAGGACUCACAUUUCGGUUCUGCAAGUGCUAAUAUGUGAGCUGCAAUCCAAGGUAGCUACAUUUGUUGAUCCAAACUUUGAUUCUGGAGAAUCGCGAUCCAGACGAGGACGGAAAAAGGAUGACAGUACACUUUCUGAUAAGAGAAAUAAGCUGCAUAUGCUUCCUGUUAACGAGCUCACUUGGCCUGAAUUGGCCCGUAGGUACAUCUUGUCUCUUUUAUCAAUGGAUGGGAAUCACGAAUCAGCAGAGAUUGCUGCCCGUGAAAGUGGUAAGGUAUUCCGUUGCUUACAAGGGGAUGGUGGUUUGCUUUGUGGUUCACUUACAGGAGUGGCUGGGAUGGAAGCCGAUUCAAUGUUACUAGCAGAGGCUUCUAAAAAAAUAUUUGGUUCUUUGACAAGAGAAAAUGAUGUUAUUUAUGUGGAAGAUGAUGAUUCUGACGACCUUGGUGCUACUGAGACAAACGCUUGCAAUGGUGAUAUUCCAGAGUGGGCACUGGUACUGGAACCUGUGAGAAAACUUCCAACAAAUGUUGGGACUAGAAUCAGAAAGUGUGUCUACGAGGCUUUAGAGAGAAAUCCACCAGAGUGGGCAAAGAAGAUAUUGGAGCAUUCCAUCAGUAAAGAAGUAUAUAAAGGCAAUGCAUCCGGACCAACAAAGAAAGCUGUCCUCUCAUUGCUAGCGGAUGUUCGAGGUGGAGAUUUGGUGCAGAGUUCUGUUAAAGGAACCAGAAAGAGGACGUCUAUUGGUGUAUCUGAUGUCAUUAUGAAGAAAUGUCGUGCUGUGUUGCGUGAUGUUGCAGCUGCAGACGAGGACAAAGUAUUUUGCACUUUACUGGGGCGAAAGUUACUGAAUUCCAGUGAUAAUGAUGAUGACGGACUCCUGGGAUCACCUGCAAUGGUUUCACGUUCCCUAGACUUCAGAACUAUAGAUUUGAGGUUGGCUACUGGUGCAUAUGACGGAUCAACUGAAGCUUUUCUUGAGGAUGUUCUUGAGCUGUGGAGUUGUAUACGUGCUAUGUAUGCAGAUCAGCCUGAUUGUUUAGAACUGGUUGAAACAUUGUCUGAAAAGUUUAAGUCAUUAUACGAAGCUGAGGUUCUACCACUUGUUCAGAAACUUAUGGACUACAGAAAAUUGGAAUGCACUACAGAGAUGACAAAGGAAAUUAAGGACAUAGUUGUUUCAAUAAGUAAGCUUCCCAAGGCCCCGUGGGAUGAGGGGGUGUGUAAAAUAUGUGGUGUUGACAAAGAUGAUGACAGUGUUCUCUUGUGUGAUACAUGCGAUGCGGGGUAUCACACAUAUUGUUUGAAUCCACCUCUUAUUAGAAUUCCGGAUGGAAAUUGGUAUUGUCCCUCAUGUGUCAUUGCCAAGCGCAUGGCUCAAGAUGCGUUGGAAUCUUACAAACUAGUCAGACAGCGGAAAGGUAGAAAGUAUCAGGGGGAACUUACCCGAGCUUAUAUGGAACAGACGGCUCACCUGGCAGAUGUGAUGAAAGAAAAAGACUACUGGGAGUUCAGUGCCGAGGAGAGAAUUCAGCUGCUUAAGUUUCUAUGCGAUGAACUGCUUAGCUCCUCCCUUGUUCAUCAACAUCUCGAGCAGUGUGCCGAAGCGAUAAUUGAAAUGCAGCAGAAGUUGCGCUCUCUUUCUUCAGAAUGGAAAAACACGAAAAUGCGGCAAGAAUUUUUGAGGGCUAAACUCGCAAAGGUUGAACCUAGUAUUAUAAAGGCAAUGGGCGAACCACAAAAUUCAAGUAGCUUUGCAGACCACAAUGGAGACCGGGUUACUCAUGAUGAUGACUCUUCCCGUGCCGCAUUUCUUAACAAUAAUCAGGGGAAAGCUCUGCUUGAGACUGAUGCUCAAACCGGAGUGUCAAAUGUCAUUUCUUGUGCGAGCAAUAUUUCCAGCCCAGAAAAAGCUACGUCCCCUGGGAGGCAUGAGUUGCCAAUAGAAGUAACGGAUAAUAUGUCUUGUGAAGAAGAAGAUACCACAGAGACCUUGCAAACAUCAGUUGGAAGGAACGAUGAAACACAGUGUCUAAAACCCGAUGCAGUGGAAUUGCAGACAGCUAAUGAUGCAUCUUCUGUGGCUUUCCAAGAAUUGCAGGCUUGUCAACGGGAUUUGAAUGCCGCUAGCAAUGAAAUAGAGAAUGUGCAGCAAUCAAUAAGAAGCAUAGAAGCACAACUUCUAAGGCAAUCUAUACGAAGAGAGUUUCUAGGAAGUGAUGCUAGUGGUCGUUUAUAUUGGGGUUGCAGCUUCCCAGAAGAACAUCCUCGUAUUUUGGUUGAUGGAUGCAUGUCUUUGCAGAAACCUGUACAAGUUGACCCGACAGGUUCAAAAGUUUCCUCCCCAUUUCUCCGUGACAUUGACCAUGGAAGACUAAUGGUUUCACCCUGGACCUGUUAUGAAACUGAAGCGGAGAUCAGCGAGCUUGUCCUAUGGCUUCAUGAUGACGACCUGAAAGAAAGAGACCUGAGAGAGUCUAUUUUGUGCUGGAAAAGGUUACGAUUUGGGAAUCUGCAUACGGAAAUAAAACAAGCUCAGAAUUCGUCCUCUCCAAAGUUGGCUGGGAAUCUUGUGACGAAGGCUGCCAUGUCAAUGGAGAAGAGAUAUGGUCCAUGCAUUAAACUAGAGACCGAAACCAUAAAAAAACGGGGGAAGAAGACUAAGGUUGCAGAGCUAGAGAAACUGUGUAAAUGCGAAUGCUUGGAAUCCAUUUUGCCAUCCAUGAUUCACUGCCUCAUAUGCCACAAAACAUUUGCAAGUGAUGAUGAAUUUGAGGAGCACGCCGAGAAUAAGUGUAUUCCUUAUUCAUUAGCAACUGAAGAAGGCAGGGAAAUUUAUGAUUCUUCGAAAGCAAAAGAGAGCCUGAAAUCUGAUCAUCUUAGUUUAAAGUCUAACGCUGGCAAAGAAGUAACUGAAACAUCCAAUGUUUCUGAACUUGAUUCUGGGUUGAUAAGAUAUCAUGGAGAAGAAUCUAUUUCCCCAUACCAUUUUGAGGAGAUCUGUUCUAAGUUUGUGACAAAGGAUUCUAACAGAGAUUUGGUUAAAGAGAUUGGUCUGAUCGGUUCAAAUGGAAUUCCAACAUUUCUUCCGGUGCCAUCUACUCAUUUUAACGACUCAGUGCUCAUAUCUGCCACUUCCAGCAAGCUAGAUGGUGGUAAUUCAGGGGGUCGGGUGAUUUUUACUGGUUCUGAAGCCAAUGGGGAAGACUUGAAUUCUGAAUCUAGCAUGUGUGUCGAUAGAUUUGUCACAAAUGAUAUCCGCGGUCCGCUGAAUAAACCGAGUGGAAUGGAUUUUGGCUUCUCAGAGCAAAAGAACGAGAAAACUUCAGGUAGUAGGUUAAAAGGCUGCUGUGUGGUUCCACAGGCUUCGUUGAAACGUAUUACGGGCAAUGCUUUGCCGGUUUUCAGGUUCCUUAAAACCAUAUUGCUUGAUAUGGAUGUGGCACUACCUGAAGAAGCUUUAAGACCAUCGAAAUCACAUCCAGACCGUAGACGAGCUUGGCGUGCAUUUGUUAAAUCCGCACAAAGCAUUUUCGAGUUGGUUCAGGCAGCAAUUGUGGUAGAAGACAUGAUUAAGACAGAGUACUUAAAAAAUGAAUGGUGGUACUGGUCUUCUCUUUCAGCGGCUGCUCAAAUCUCGACGCUAUCUGCGUUAUCCGUACGUCUCUUCUCCCUGGAUGCAGCUAUUAUGUACGACAAAAGCGUAACUCAAUCAGAUCCGAUGGAUGAGACAAAUCCCUUACCGGACCAAAAGUCACAAGCUGUUUCAGAUACACAAGAAAGGAGCAGCAGAGCAAACAGAAGAUCUGGUAAGAAGAGGAAAGAACCAGAGGGAUCAUAAUAACUUACUACACUAGUAGAAAAGCUUCAGCCCGCAAGAACAUGAAAUGAAGGGGUGUUUUUUUUUUAAAAGUGGAGCCAAUGCGUGUGUGUGUGAAGAGAUAUGGGGGGCAAUGUGUUAAUCUGGAAGGGGACCUGGAACUACCAGGAUGUUGAGAACUGGUUUGGUGGUUCAUCAAAGAGAAGUCCGGUUUAGAUAUGUCUUGCAAUGGAAUAGCAGUUGAAGGUGGUUUAACAGCUAGGAGAGAAUUGUGUACCCAUACAUCUAUAUAAUGUAGAAGACUAACUAAUGUGGAUAGAAUUAAUUUUUAGUAUUAAAGCCGCUCCUUAGACAUUAACUGAUGGUAGGAACGCAAACUUCGGUUCUUUAUAAAUCUAUCUCUCUCUCACUUAUAAAACUGUGAGAGGGGCUUUAAUCUUC
This is a messenger RNA of Brassica rapa (field mustard), 6852 nucleotides long. RefSeq names its product methyl-CpG-binding domain-containing protein 9. The record is from RefSeq and is a predicted model, not a curated record. Gene Ontology annotation, molecular function: protein binding; DNA binding. Gene Ontology annotation, cellular component: nucleus. Lineage: Eukaryota; Viridiplantae; Streptophyta; Magnoliopsida; Brassicales; Brassicaceae.